AGAGAGCAACCUGCCUGCCAGCCAUUGCAAUCCCUCCCUCUCUCUUUCUCUUGGAAAUGACACGCUCUCUCUUCCUCUCCUCUAUCCUCUGCAUCCUCCUCUUGCAUGGGUGCUAUCUCUCUGAUGCCCAGAUCCUCUUCCAGGGAUUUAACUGGGAGUCAUGGAAGAACACGCAAGGGUGGUACAAUGUGUUGAAGAACCUGGUGCCUCAACUAGCAGCAGCUGGUGUUACCCAUGUGUGGCUGCCGCCUCCCUCUCAGUCCGUCUCUCCCGAAGGUUACAUGCCGGGCAGGCUCUACGACCUGAACGUGUCCAAGUACGGGAACCAGGCGCAGCUGAGGGAGUUGAUCGACACGCUGCACGAAUCCAACAUGUAUGCGGUGGCGGACAUCGUGAUCAACCACCGGACGGCAGAGCGGAAGGAUGGGAGGGGGAUAUGGUGCAUCUUCGAGGGUGGGACGCCCGACGACCGCCUGGAUUGGGGUCCCUGGGCCAUCUGCAAGGGAGACACCAAGUACUCGGACGGCACCGGCCACGACGACACCGGCGAGGACUUCGCUGCCGCGCCAGACAUCGACCACCUCAACGACCGGGUCCAAAGGGAGCUCACCGAUUGGCUCAACUGGCUCAAGUCUGACAUCGGCUUCGACGGCUGGCGCCUCGACUUCGCCAAGGGUUACUCCGCUCAGAUCGCUGGGGGCUACCUCGGCCGCACCUCGCCCGAGUUCGCCGUCGCAGAGAUUUGGGGUGCCAUGAGGUACGGCCAGGAUGGGAAGCCGCUCUAUAGCCAGGACCCUCACCGGCAGGAACUGGCCAACUGGGUGAACGGUGUGGGAGGGGCAUCGGGAGCAUUCGAUUUCACCACAAAGGGCAUACUGCAGGCGGCGGUUGAGGGAGAGCUGUGGAGGAUGAUCGAUCCCAACGGGAAGCCUCCUGGAUUCAUCGGGUGGAUGCCGCAGAAGGCGGUCACUUUCGUCGACAACCAUGACACGGGGUCGACGCAGAGAUACUGGCCCUUCCCUUCCGACAAAGUCAUGCAGGGCUACGCUUACAUCCUCACCCACCCUGGAGUCCCUUGCAUCUUUUAUGAUCACUACUUCGACUGGGGUCUGGGGAAAGAGAUCUGCGCGCUGAGCACCGUCAGGAACAGAAACGGGAUACAUCCAGGAAGCAGUGUCCGGAUAAUCAAGGCAGAGGCGGACCUUUACCUGGCAGCCAUCGACGAGAAGAUGAUGAUGAAGAUAGGCUCCAGGACAGACUUGUCCAACUUGAUCCCCCCACAGUACAAAGUGGUGGCCUCAGGAAACAACUACGCCGUCUGGGACAAAAUGUAGUUCCACGUUUAAAUAAUUUUCCGUCCCUCUCUCCCUUUUGUUUUUUGUUUUUUCCUUUUCAAAGGAUAAAGAUGUAGCCCAAUAAGUUUAUUCUUCUUGGAUUAUUACCUGAAAAACGGAUUAUAUUAUUAUUAAAUAACAAUUCAUAAUUUAUCCUUUUAUUUUCCCCCAA
This is a messenger RNA of Nymphaea colorata (pocket water lily), 1506 nucleotides long. Its product is annotated as alpha-amylase isozyme 3C. Gene Ontology annotation, biological process: carbohydrate metabolic process. Gene Ontology annotation, molecular function: alpha-amylase activity; calcium ion binding. Lineage: Eukaryota; Viridiplantae; Streptophyta; Magnoliopsida; Nymphaeales; Nymphaeaceae. The transcript has 4 exons. The record is from RefSeq and is a predicted model, not a curated record. Bases 57 to 1334 code for a protein of 425 amino acids.